Amphibalanus amphitrite is the source of this 3706-nucleotide messenger RNA. RefSeq lists its product as uncharacterized. The record is from RefSeq and is a predicted model, not a curated record. NCBI's taxonomy places the organism in Eukaryota, Metazoa, Arthropoda, Thecostraca, Balanomorpha, Balanidae. Gene Ontology annotation, molecular function: zinc ion binding. The transcript has 4 exons. The coding region runs from base 276 to 3032 and encodes 918 amino acids.
UCUCACCACGAUGUGACGUCAUAGCAACGCUGAACGUCCAUUGGUCAGAGCAGUGACUCUGCUCGCCCAUUGGUCAGAUCAGACUAAGCACUACGAAUAUUCCGGCGGGAUUCCGGGCGUCCUCUCUCUCGGCGACCGCGGCGGGUGUGGACGUGCCGGCCCGAGCUCCGCUGUCGGUCGUCUUGGGAGCUGAAAGGUGACCGUCUGCACAGUGCGAAGAACCUGGUCCAAGCAAGAGAGGAGCUGGUGGUGGUUCCGGUGAAUUCAGGCGCAAGAUGCUGAGAUCAGGUGACCGCUUCAAAUCCUUUUCCGAGCUCGACGCGAAAGUCAAAGAAAUUGAAAGGUCAACGUAUGCUGAAUUUUUCAAAGAAAAGACGUCCCUAUUGAGCACCUUUAUUAGGUCUACACCCAACCAUUGCGUGAGCAAAGCGCUGAACGGCCGAACUGAUUUAGACGACAUCGUGGCCACGCUCAAAUACCGAUCUUUGACCUAUCUGUGUGGUGUGGGCGGCCGAGGUCCGGUGCCAAAAGAUCGCAGGCGGACCACUCGAUCCAAAAAGGGUACUUGUCGGUCUGGAUUUAAGGUCGUUCUGGACGCCAGCGAGUUAGACCUGGUCGUCACUAGUGUCCAUCUUGAGCAUGAUCACGACACGUCCGAAGCUGCCUUCCUCCUCAUGUCCAAAAACCGUCGGCUCCCGAGCGACCUUAAGGACGUCGUUCGCAAACAUGUCUCUCUAGGCGCAAACAAGAGGCGCAUCCGUGACAUGCUAAAAAACGAGUUUGGCAAACAUGUCACUCGUGAUGAUUUGAACAACGUUGUGAGGAAGGCUGGCGCCGUGCGUGACGAUGUUGGUGCCCAGGUGGAAAUGCUCGAGCGGCAUGGAUUUUCGACCUCGGUUGUGCAGGACGAGUUUGCUGGCGUGGUUUGUGGUAUCUUUUUCCAGGACGAGGAAAUGCGGAGGACUUUCCGUGAGUUCCCGGAUCUGCUUCUGCUGGACGCCACCUACAAGAUGAUCGACAACCGAGCUCCAGUCUUCACCAUCCUGGGUGUCGACUCUAUGGGUUUGGGCGUUCCGCUCGCUGUGUUCAUCGUGACGGAGGAAACGGCUGCCAUGAUCGGCUCCAUGCUGGAAAUCUUCAAGCAAAAAAAUGUCGACGCAGCUUCUCAAACGAAGGUCUGGCUGACAGACAAGGACGCGGCGGAGCGAAGUGCCAUCCGGGAACAGUUCCCGGGGACGCGACAGUUCAUCUGCACGUUCCACGUGCUCCAGGCGUUCCGUCGGGAGGUCCAGCCCCUGCUGAAGGGCCACUCUCGCGAAGAGCGGGACGAUCUUCUCCGGACGCUGGAGGGACUCGCCUACGCCAGCUCGGAAGAAGACUACUGGCGUAUCCGGGAAAGUAUCGAGGGAAGGGUGGAUCGCUAUCUCAGGGACAACUGGGAUGCGAUCCGCAGCGAAUGGGUGCGGGGCCUGGCCGGGGGACACAUGGCGGGUGUGUACACAAACAACCACCUCGAGUCGCUCCAUGCCAAACUGAAAGCCGUCAACAACCCUCACGACUCAUUCGAGAAGUUUGUGGAGGGUUACAAGGUCGUCCUGAGUGCGAUCAGGACGGAGAGGAAUAAAAAAAUCUUCUCCGAAACUCAAAAACGUCCAACUCACCUGCAUCACGGUGAUCUAGGCGAUGUUCAAAAAACUGUGACUACCCUAGCCUUCGAUUUAAUCAAAGAGCAGCUGGAGGUGGUCGAGCGUGGCGAACACGACGCCAUGGGUCAGUGCGAUGACCUUACCUGUGACUGUGCGUUCUUCCGCCAGUACACCCUGCCCUGCCAGCACAUCAUUGCACACCGGCGUGCGCAGUCGAUCGCGCCUUUGUUUUCGAACGAGGUGCUCCCGGAGAGGUGGCGCCUGUCAUUCCUGUCCCGCCACCUGCAGGCCCAGGUGCUGCCAGCGCCGCCACCCCAGGAUGUCGACCUGCGCAGCCUGCCUCGCCGGGAGCGCCCUCGGACGGAAAACGAGCGUUUCCGGGAGUUGCGCAAUGUCACGCAGCUCAUCGCGUCAGCGGGGGCAGAGUGUACUGGCGAACAAUAUAAUGACCUCUACGCUUCUCUCCGACAGGUGCUAGACUGUGUGCGGCGGGGCCAGGCCUUCUGCGUGGUUAGCCAGGUGGAGGGCAUGGUCUCGGACGCCGAGCUGAUCCAACCAGCCGAGGAUGCGGGCCAUGAUGAUUUGGACAUGGACUUUUCGCAGGGUGGUGGUGCCGGUGUGCUUGCACCAGAUGGCCAGGAAGAAGACGGCGCGACUCCGGCUGAAUCGUUCGUGUCUCCGGUCAUCGGACGGUUCGUGUCGCCGAUCGUUGGACGCCGGCCAGCUGUGCGGGUGCCUGGCGUGGCCGGUGUAGCCCGGCUGCCACCAGUGCAUGUGGAGCCUGUGCCCAGUCCAGCCCCGUCCAGGGAGACCCCCAGCACCCACUCAGUGCAGUUCGUCGCCGAAGACGAGCGUCGGCUCAGUCCCAGUCUCCAGGUCGCCAGUUCGUCUGGCAUGCCUCAGUAUCGUCCGGUUCGUCCAGAUAGGCAAAUGCCCAACUUUGUGCUCAUGCCCGAUCUGUCCCCCCUCGCUGAUCGUGAUCGCCGUCCGGCCAGGCAAAUGCCAAACUUUAAGCUGACUAUGCCUGGCAUGUCCCCUCUGUCAGACCAUGAGUACGCCCAAAGCCCCGACCGCCCUUCCCAGCCGUCCACUCCACAGGUCUCAGCUCGCAGAUUGAGCCCAGUGGAUGAGGAGGAAGAGGACGCUUAUGACUGGUUGGAACCUACCCCCAGGACAUCGGGAGCGGCAGUGUGGCCCAGAAGGAACAUCUGGCCAGCCGAUGGUGGUUCCGUGGCUGGCUCUCUUCCUCCUGUUCCAGGUUACUCGAAUCCCGGAGCAACUGGAGAUCUGUCGGGCCUGCGGAUGCCGAUGCGCAUCAAAGCGCGCGGUCGUCCCAAGGGAUCUCGGAAGACCGUGGUGGGCGCCAGGCGAAGAAGCCCCUUAUAACAGUACAAAGAAGAAAAAGAAAAAACUGCACGGAGGACAACUGAGUUCCGCCUGGUGGAGCGUCUUCCGCCGCUAGUCAAGUACACUGUCCAAGAGCAACGAGCCUGGCAACCGCGGCGUCCUGGACAGUGUACGAUGUACAUAUGUGUAUAAAUUAAGACACUAGGUGAAGCCUAGGAAGACGGACACCUCACAACUUCAGUUUCAGGAACCCGACAAUGUGCAGCUGUGCAAUAUUUGGUAGUAGUCUGCAAGCUGUAAACUAUCUGAGAUAAUCUUUUAGUGCAUAUUAGUUAUCAUCCUAUAAGACGCUCCGUCGUUGUAGUUUCCAUGAUGUGCUCUCCGCGGUAGUUAUUUCGUUGGCUCUGUGUUCUUGUUCACUAUUUCGAUGUAACCCCUGUGCUGUGAUCAGGCCAGUAUUAUCUGCUUCUGUUGUGUUCUCGAUACCCGGGUAGCCAGGUUUUCUGUAUUAUAUGCUGAGCUGAUGUGUAAUCUAGUCAAAACAUCUCGCCUACGACGAUCUAAAUAUCGACCUAUGCGCCAAGAAUGGCGUGCGUCAGUAUACUCACAUGAUCUCGCUGUCUUGAUAUUACUGUGUAUAUAUGUGCGCGUUGUGGAGAUGUAAAAUACCUGUGAUGAUUCUGUGCCAAGUCAAGAAAUACGUUCUUUUAUCA